AUGUCCCACUCUCACUCCCACUCCAACUCGAGCAACCACUCCUCACAUGUCUACUCACACCGACGGCCGGGUUCGCGGGCAUCGGUCCUCUCGACGGGCGCCCCCAUUGACGUCAACCUCAGGAAAAAGGUCGCCGUCGUCGGCAGCGGCUGCUCCGGCAUCGCCGCCCUCUGGGCACUCAACCGCAGCCACCACGAUGUUCACCUCUACGAGGCCGCCGGCCGCCUAGGCGGUCACACCAACACGGUCAAAUGGACCAACGGCAAGUUUGAGACGAGCGUCGAUACGGGCUUCAUCGUCCUCAACACUGCCACCUAUCCCAACUUUAUCAACUUCCUCAAGCGCGUCAAAGUCGAUACCGUCCCGACAGAAAUGACCUUUGGCGUCACCAGAGAUCGAGGCCUCUUUGAAUGGGCCGGCACCAGCCUCGACGCCGUCUUCUGCCAGCGCAAGAACCUCUUCUCCCCGCGCAUGUGGCGCAUGAUCUUCGACAUUGUGCGCUUCAACCAGUUCGCCCUUGACCUGCUCAUCACCGGCGACGACGUCAACGAUGCCGCCGCCAUGAACGGCCACAGCCACGCCUAUGGCCACGGGGCCGGACCCGAGGAGACCAUUGGCGAGUACCUCGAGCGCGAACGCUACUCGGACGCCUUCCGGGACGACUAUCUCAUCCCCAUGACGGCCGCCGUCUGGAGUACCAGCCCCGACAAGUGCACGCUCGACUUCCCCGCCGUCACCCUCGUACGGUUCAUGUGGAACCAUCACCUCCUGUCAACUGUCGCAACGCGCCCGGACUGGCUGACCCUCAAGGAUUGCGGCAAGUCGUACAUCGACGCCGUCAUGAGGGGCUUCCCCUCGAACCAUCUUCACCUUAACAGCCCCGUCACGAGCGUCACAAACGAAGACGACGGCCGUGUCCGCGUCCACCUGCCCAACGGCGACUCGGACGUCUACGACCACGUCAUCCUGGCCACUCACGCCGAUCAAGCCUACAGGAUCAUUGAGGAUACGGCCACCGACGAGGAAAAAUCUAUCCUUGGCGCCUUUGAUACCUCCGAGAACAAGGUCGUCCUCCAUUCCGACCUCUCUCUCAUGCCCGUUGCCCGCAAGGCCUGGACCAGCUGGAAUUACCUGACCCUCUCGUCGCCGGCUACCGGCAAGCAGAAUAUCGACCAGAUCUCACUCACCUAUAACAUGAAUAUCCUCCAGCACAUACCGACCUCGACUUUCGGCGACGUCCUUGUCACGAUGAACCCCCUCCACGAACCCGACCCAGCCAAGACGCAGGCCUCCUUCACCUACCGCCAUCCCCUGUACACUCCCGAGGCAGUCCGUGCCCAGCGCCUGCUGCCGCGUAUCCAGAACACGCGCGGCAUCAGCUACGCCGGCGCCUGGACAAAGUAUGGCUUCCACGAGGACGGUUUCAGCAGCGGUCUUGCCGCCGCCCAGGACCACCUGCACGCGCGUCUGCCGUUCCAGUUUGUCGACUCGACUUACAGCCGUGGACGCCGGCCUGUCCUCGGGCUUGCUGACUUGCUCCUGCGCGUCUUGAUCCUGAUUGUGCAGGUGCUUGUGGUGCAGGUCCUGGAGGCGGGUUGGGGUGCUGUCCGGGGAAGGAUAGGCCCGAAGGUGGAAAACGUGCGCAGGACGUUGAAGAACGGCAAGGCGCACUAA
Molecule: messenger RNA, 1674 nt
Organism: Verticillium nonalfalfae
Lineage: Eukaryota; Fungi; Ascomycota; Sordariomycetes; Glomerellales; Plectosphaerellaceae
Exons: 3
Coding region: 1-1674 (557 amino acids)
Molecular function (GO): oxidoreductase activity
Source: RefSeq, a predicted model, not a curated record